AUGACAACGGCCUGGACUCCGGGCGGACAGAUGCCUCACAGCAACGAGCUCGACUACAAGGACACCGAGAAGUAUCCGUACGAUGGCUAUGGACCCGAAUCGCCCAUCACUGAAGCAGGACAUCUCUCCGACCCGACAGAUAAGAACCACAGCUUACAUCGAGGACUUUCAGCUUGUCAGGUCUCCAUGAUAGCUAUCGGUGGCGCUAUAGGGACUGGCCUCAUCAUCGGUACUGGGUCAGCGCUCUCUGCGGCCGGUCCAGCCUCGAUCCUGAUCUCCUACACCAUCGUCGGUCUGGUAGUUUAUGUGGUUAUGGCUGCCCUGGGAGAAAUGGCUACAUGGUUACCUGCGGCUGGAGGCUUCGCUGUCUACGCUACUCGUUAUGUUGAUCCAGCCCUGGGAUUCGCUCUUGGAUACACGUAUUGGUUCAAAUACAUUAUCACUACACCGAAUCAGCUUACUGCUGCUGCACUGGUCAUACAAUACUGGUGUCCGCCUGAGCGAGUCAAUCCAGGUGUCUUCAUCGCGGUCUUUCUAGUGGCUAUUAUUGCUAUCAACUAUCUGGGUAUCUGUUGGUUGACACUAGCACCGCGUUUCUUCGUAGUUAGUUUCUUCUGUAUGCAAUACACCUUCAACACAAUCUACAGUAUCUGCUUCUUCGGCGAGUUUGAGUUCUGGUUGAGCAGUAUCAAGGUCCUCGUUAUCAUCGGCCUGAUCAUCCUCAUGGUCAUCCUUGCUGCAGGUGGAGGCCCGAACCACCAAGCGACCGGCUUUCGCUACUGGAACGAUCCUGGCUCGUUCGCUCAGUACAAGAGUAUACCCGGCUCUUGGGGUCAAUUCCUUGCAGUAUGGAGCAGCAUGGUGACCGCCGUAUUCGCCUUCCUUGGGACUGAGCUCAUCGGUGUCACGGUUGGAGAAGCACAGAAUCCUCGCCGAAACAUUCCUCGUGCCAUCAAGUUGACGUUCUGGCGAAUUUUGGUCUUCUACAUUUGCUCAGUCUUCCUGUUAGGCAUGGUCGUGCCGUACAACAGUAAAGAGCUAGCCUUUGCAACCAAGGCUUCGAGCUCGGCGGCCGCGUCCCCAUUUGUCGUUGCUAUCAAGCUUGCUGGAAUUCAGACGCUACCAGGCUUCCUCAACGGCUGCAUUCUUAUCUUCGUCUUCUCCGCCGCAAACAGCGAUUUAUACAUCGCCUCACGCACGCUCCACGGUCUAGCUUUAAAGCGACAAGCACCAGGAUUCCUUGCUAGAACUGACAAGCGUGGAGUGCCAUACUUUGCCCUUGGUGCUUCGGCCCUGGUCUGCUGUCUUGCGUUCAUGAGCGUCAGCACCAGCUCGAAAGUCGUCUUCACUUACUUCGUCAAUCUCGUCAGUAUUUUUGGACUGUUGACAUGGAUUUCGAUUCUUGUCUCGCAUAUCUACUUCAAGAAAGCGCUGCGAGCUCAGGGCGUCAACGAACGCGAUAUGCGCUACAGAUCUCCAUUCGGGAUGUGGGGCUCCACCGUUGCUCUUGUCUUUUGCAUCAUUAUCGCUUUCACCAAGAACUUCACAGUCUUUAUACAUAGUCCCAAGACAUACGGUAACUUUGAUUACAAGAACUUUAUCACCGGAUAUUUAGGGAUACCACUGUACAUCUUCAUGAUCUUCGGCUACAAGCUGAUCAUGCGGACAAAGGGCGUCAAGCCUGCUGAAGCUGACCUCUGGACUGGCAAGGAUGUCAUUGAUGCUGAUGAGCAGGAGUGGCUUGCGAAGGAGGCGGCGGAGAAGGCCAGUGGGAAGCAGGCAUCAAGCUUGUAUCGGCAUACGUUUGGCUACUUGUUCUAG
Recurvomyces mirabilis is the source of this 1821-nucleotide messenger RNA. It is a transcript of the gene DIP5, whose product is annotated as amino acid transporter. Gene Ontology annotation, molecular function: amino acid transmembrane transporter activity. Gene Ontology annotation, cellular component: membrane. Bases 1 to 1821 code for a protein of 606 amino acids. The record is from RefSeq and is a predicted model, not a curated record. Gene Ontology annotation, biological process: amino acid transmembrane transport. The transcript is spliced from 6 exons. NCBI's taxonomy places the organism in Eukaryota, Fungi, Ascomycota, Dothideomycetes, Mycosphaerellales, Teratosphaeriaceae.